AAUUCUACAUAGGCACAAUGGAUAAAAAUCCAUACAUGAGUGAGAUGAUGAAUUGUCAUGAUGAUGAAGCUACAAGAACAUCUCCUUCAGAAGGGCUGGAAGAGGGAGAAGUAGAAGGAGAGACUCUUCUCAUAGUAGAAUCUGAAGAUCAGGCAUCAGUGGAUUUGAGCCAUGAUCAAAGUGGGGACUCUGUGAAUAGCGAUGAAGGGGAUACAUCAUGGACAGAGGAGAUAUCUUAUUACUGUGAAAGAUGUCAAAAAUGGUUGCCAGCAAGUCAGACGAGAGAACAAAUCACCUAUCUUAAAGGCGAUAACUUUUUCAAGUUUACUUGCUCUGAUUGCGCCGAAGAUGGGAAGGAGCAGUUUGAACGGUUGAAGCUAACAUGGCAGCAAGUUGUCAUGCUGGCUAUGUAUAAUCUAUCCCUAGAAGGAACUGGCCGCCAAGGUUAUUUCAGAUGGAAAGAAGACAUUUGUGCUUUUAUUGAAAAACACUGGAGUUUUCUACUAGGAAACCGAAAGAAGACAUCUACUUGGUGGAGCACUGUUGCUGGUUGCCUUUCGGUGGGAAGCCCUCUGUAUUUUCGCUCAGGGGCUCAGGAGUUCGGAGAACCAGGAUGGUGGAAACUUGUUCACAAUAGGCCCCCUAUAAUGAAGCCUGAAGGAGAGAAACUUUCUGCAUCUUCUCUAAAAGCAAAAGCAGGUUCAAAACUAUCUAUAGACCCAGUCAUUACAGUGGAGGGGCUUAGAAAGCGAGUGAGCCGCAAUCCAGUAGAAUCUGCUAUGGAGCUGAAGGAGAAGCGGUCUCGCACUCAAGAAGCUAAAGACAUCAGGAGAGCUCAGAAAGAAGCAGCUGGCUUCUUGGACAGGAGUACAUCCUCCACACCGGUCAAAUUCACAAGUCGAAACAGGCACUCAGACGUUAUGCUUGAAAAAGGGGAGGUGGUUGACUUUUCCUCCCUCAGCUCUUCCGAUCAAACACCUUUGACCAGCCCAUCUCCUUCUCCCUCUCUGGAUUUUUCUGCUCCUGGAACUCCCGCCUCACAUUCAGCUACACCUAGCCUGCUCUCAGAAGCUGAUCUUAUUCCAGAUAUAAUGCCACCCCAGGCCCUUUUUCACGAUGAUGAAGAGAUGGAAGGUGUGAUAGACCCAGGAAUAGAAUAUAUCCCUCCAUCCAGUGUAUCAGGGGGAAUGAUCCAAAAGAAAGUGAAGAUGUCUGAACAGAUUAAGCAAGAGCUGAUGAGUGAAGAAGAAAAAGCAGAGAGGCUGGUUGAUGAUAUGGAAAAUGAUGAUAAUACACAUACCUUCCUUCAAGAUCAAGGUCCAGACAAGCGGAAGAUACAGCUGGCUCAUAAGGAUUCUCAGUCCACUAUGUCCAAGUAUACAUCUAUUGGUAUCUAUGAAGAAAAACUUCUUUUGAGGAACUUGGAGUCCUGUCCAAAUGCAGCAGCCUUGAAUCCUGAGGCUCGGAGGCUGAGGCGCAAGCUGAUAGUCCGAAAAACUAAACGAGAGAGAGGUCUUUCCCUUUUCAACUUGGACGAUAUUGUGAAUUCUGCUCUUCUCUUGGUUGAUAGGUUUUAUGGAACUAAAGAAAGAAAUGCUGCCUGUCUGCCAGCAGAUUAUGCAGUAUACAAAACUUCUUGCCAGGCCUUCCGAAUCUUGGAUCGAUACCAGACUAAGGUUUCUGCUGUGAAAGAGUUCCAACACAGAACAACAUCAUUUUGGUGCCGACUUGUAGGCUCUGAAGAUGCAAAUGAUCAUAGCAUCAUGAGUCCCUAUACUUCUCGUGUUUUGAAACCUUAUAUCAGGCGUGAUUAUGAGACCAGGCCUCCGAAACUUCGGCUGCUGAUGGAAAUACGAGCUCAUUAUCAUAAGAAUGAUCCAAGCUGGACUGCUGAACCAGAAGCACCCAUUGAUUAUUGCUACGUGCGCCCUAAUCACAUCCCAACCAUUAAUUCAAUGUGCCAUGAGUUCUUCUGGCCAGGGAUUGACCUGUCAGAAUGCCUGCAGUAUCCAGACUUCAGUGUUGUCGUUCUUUACAAAAAAGUUAUAGUUGCUUUUGGUUUUAUGGUGCCAGAUGUCAAAUACAAUGAAGCAUAUAUCUCUUUCCUUUUUGUUCAUCCUGAGUGGAGACGAUCAGGGAUUGCAACUUUUAUGAUAUAUCAUCUUAUUCAGACUUGCAUGGGCAAAGAUGCAACCCUCCAUGUCUCUGCUAGUAAUUCUGCAAUGCUGCUAUAUCAGAAGUUUGGAUUUAAAACUGAGGAAUACAUUUUAGAUUUUUAUGACAAAUAUUACCCUUUGGAUAGUAAGGAAUGUAAGCAUGCAUUCUUCCUGAGGUUGCGACGAUAAUACGUAGGCUCAGUGGAUAUGUUUAUGGAAAACCAGUCAGUAAAAGAAAAUUUGGCCCAGAAUGCUGUUACAGUGCUCUGUUUUGUUCAUUAGUAAUAAGCUGCAUAUUUGCUGUUCAGCUUUUCUGAGAAGGGUGAUUCUUUGAUGUUUCUGAGAAGAUGAAUUCUUGACACCAAGAAAAAUCCAUUAAAAAUACAAAAAUGCAAUUUAUUGUAGAGGUAAAAUUAGGUCAGUAUUUUUUGUGAAGGGCCUUAUCAGUUCAAGUGUUAGAUAAUUACACAAUAGUAGCAACAGUCAGUUUUCCAAAUUAAUAAACACCUGAAUCAAGUAUUUACAUUGCCAUUUUUAUUAAGCAGGGACUUAUUUCCCUUCUCACCUAUUAAAGUUCACAGUUGUGUAUCUUUCAAUAAGAAAAAGGUUUUACGAAAUAGAACACAUUUUUGUUCUAAGCCCAGGACCCAAUAGCUGUGCUCGGGACACUCCAUUGGAGCGAGCUCGCUUUGUCUGUCUGUCUAUCAUCUCUCAAUCUAGUCUUUAGGGCCUUGCAGAAGGAAAGGGUUGCAGCUGUCCAACCCUCAAGGGAAAUUAUGUUUCAUGAGGGAAGUGCUGCAACAGAAAAGGCACACCCCAAUAAGUGAUACUGUUUUGUUGAAGGGACCUGAAGUUUGCCCACUCUGCCAGAUCUCAUGGGCCAGGCAGAGACAAUUAAAGACAGGUGGUCCUGCAAGUAACCCAGCCCUGUGCCUUGAAGGGCUUUAUAAGUGAUAACCAGCACCUUGAAUUGCACCCUGAACCUUAUAGGGAGCAAGUGCAGCUAAUAAAGCAGUUGUGUUACAUUCAUCCAUAAUAACUCUUGCAACUACAUUCCGCUAAUUGCAGCUUCUGGAUGGUUUUCAAGCCAGCUCUGUGUAGAUGUAUUACAAUAGUCUAAACGGGAUAUGACCAGGGCAUGAGUGACCAUGAAUAGGACCUCUCAAUCCAGAAAUAGGCACAAUUGGUACACAAGGUGGAUUUGUGCAAAGGUGCUCCUGGCCUCAGCUGCCACCUGCCCUUCCCAGCAGGAGUUGAGAAUCAGGAGGACCCCUAACUGUACACCAGUUCUGUCUGAUGGAGUGUAACCCCAUCCAGAACCAAAGUGGGGAGUCCCCAGAGUCAAGGGACCUCAAAAUCUACAGGCAUUGGUUUUACUAGGGUUGAGCUGAAAACUCUAUCGCCAUCUAGACCCCCACAGCCUACAGACACUGGGAAAGAUCCUUGAUGCCAUUACUUGGUUGGCCUAGGGUGGAGAUCUGUAGCUGAUGAUACUUGAUCCAGUGAUUUUAUGUAUAGCAGAGAGACCGUAGAACAUUGGAGAACCUCACGAUGCAGUUGGUCCACACAUCUUAAUAUUGAGAUUGAAAAACACUGGGUUAGAUCAAGACACCCCCCCCCCAACAACAAUGAAAUGGCCAUGGAGGAAGGAGUAGAACUGAUGUAACACUAUGCAUCCCAUUCCUAAAUUUUGAAGCUGAUCCAGUAGGAUACCAUGAUUGAUGAUACCAAAAGCCACUGAGAGAUCAAGAAGGGCUAGGAUAGAUGCAUUACCUCCUUGGUCCCACCAGUGAUCAUCUAAAAGUGUGUUCAGUGCUGUCUCAGUGUUGUUUCCUAGUGUGAAACCUUACAGUAAGGGACUGGUCUUUCAUCCAGGACCCUCUGUAGCUGCAAGCUCACCCCAUCUCUCAUGUUCUGUUGGAGCAGAUGGAUUGUGAUAGAAUAAAAAAUAAAAAUCUUCUCCAUCACAGGAAACAGUGGUAGUCAAAACAAGCCCCAUGCUUCCUCAUUUUUUAAAUCUUAGGCCACUGAAGUGUAGUGGUGGUACGCUGAAUGCUGGGGAAAAAAUAGCCAAAGGGAUAUUUUUAUUUGAUUCAAUUUGGACACUGCCUCCAACUGACUUUGGAUAGUUCACAAAUAGUAACAUAAAAACCAGUAUUAACCAAAAACAAGAUGGCAUCCAGGCACUAUAUACAAACAGAAAGCAAAAAUACUACACUCAAGGGGCCCCAUCUGUCUCACCCCAAGUCCUGGGAAAACAACCUUCAGGGCUUUGCGGAACACCAAUAGAGCAGGAGCCACACCGAUUUCAGGGGUGAUCUUAUUCCAAAGGGCAGGUGCCCUUUUUCUUUAAGAACACACAUUCGUUUUCCAGUUGAACAUUUGGUUAUGGCUUGUAUAGUAUGACUUUUUACCUCAGAGUAUUUAUCUGUUUGGGGCCACAGAAUGGCUAUUGGGAAAGAGGAAAAAAUCCUCUCUCUUUUCUGAUCCAGUAGUGUACAGAACUACUCCUCACUGCUGCCUAUUUUAUCUAAUUCCCACUUGGCUAUUUCAAGAUCAUUACAGAGAAUGGAACAAAGGAAAGGGGAAUUGUAAGAAGUAGGAGAGAAAUGAAGAGGUUCAAUAUUUACUUCAAAGAUUUUUCUGCUUCGCAUUUCCUUUAUGGUUCUGGACAGUUAAUGAUUUGUUAGAACAUCCAUAAAUGGUUCUUAAAAGACACAACAAAUAUAAAUACCAAGUCCACAAUAACAACAUUAAAAGGCCUGGGUAAGUUUCAUGGGCCAACCUACAAAGAGUGCAUUGUAAUAACCCAGUCCUGAUGUUACUGGUGGAUGAAUUAAUCUCUCCAGAUAGAGAUUCACCCAGUAUAGUGAUCCAAUCUGAAAAAUGGCUGCCAAAGCUAUGUUGCUGCUUAGCAACAAUGCUGUAUCUAGGAGGAUCCUCAGCUUGCAAGUUUGCUGCUUGACAGGAAGCACUACCCUGCCUAAAAUAGGGAUCCUGAAAUUCAUCUUGUAGAAUCCAAUUUUUGUAUACAGUGGGGCAAAAAAGUAUUUAGUCAGCCA
Messenger RNA from Python bivittatus (Burmese python), 5218 nucleotides. It is a transcript of the gene KAT14, whose product is annotated as lysine acetyltransferase 14. NCBI's taxonomy places the organism in Eukaryota, Metazoa, Chordata, Lepidosauria, Squamata, Pythonidae. The record is from RefSeq and is a predicted model, not a curated record. Gene Ontology annotation, molecular function: histone acetyltransferase activity.